Panicum virgatum (switchgrass) is the source of this 1812-nucleotide messenger RNA. Its product is annotated as monocopper oxidase-like protein SKS1. Gene Ontology annotation, molecular function: oxidoreductase activity; copper ion binding. NCBI's taxonomy places the organism in Eukaryota, Viridiplantae, Streptophyta, Magnoliopsida, Poales, Poaceae. The record is from RefSeq and is a predicted model, not a curated record. The coding region runs from base 309 to 1691 and encodes 460 amino acids. The transcript is spliced from 5 exons.
AACCGGCACGUGUUCCUGGACUGGGAGGUGUCCUACGCCGUGCGGUCGCCGCUGGGCGUGGCCAGGAGGGUGAUCACCAUCGACGGCCGGCUCCCCGGGCCGCUGCUGAACCUCACAACCAACGAUGUUGCCCACAUCAACGUCGUCAACACCCUCGACGAGCCGUUCCUCCUUACAUGGUGCUUUUUGUCACCCAGACCUGCAAUGCAAGUUUAUGUUGAUUAAUUAAUUUACCUCCUGCAGGCACUGAUCGGUGAUGAGAUCCUCUGUGUGUGUGUGUGUGUGUGCCGCGCAGGAAUGGUCUCCAGAUGAGGCGGAAUUCGUGGAACGACGGCGUGGCGGGGACCAACUGCGCGAUCCCGCCGGGGGAGAACUGGACGUACGUCUUCCAGGCCAAGGACGAGGUCGGCAGCUUCUUCUACCGCCCCUCGCUGGGGCUGCACGCCGCUGCCGGGGGCCACGGCCCCAUCCGCGUCAACAGCCGGCCGGUCAUCGCCGUGCCGUUCGCCCAGCCCGACGGCGAGUUCGACGUGCUCAUAGGGGAUUGGUACAACAUGGACGUCAAGGAGAUGAGAGGAUACCUGGACAGAGGCCGUGAUCUGCCGUCGCCAGAUGGAAUUCUCAUCAAUGGCUUGGGCCCUUAUGCAGCCGAUUUCACGUUUAAGCCAGGGCGCACGUACCGUCUGCGCGUGUCGAACGUGGGCACGAGGACGUCGCUGAGCUUCCGGAUCCAGGGCCACAAGCUGCUGCUGGUGGAGGCGGAGGGCACCUACACGCUGCAGAAGCACUACGCCUCGCUGGACGUGCACCCCGGCCAGUCGCUCUCGGUGCUCGUCGCCGCCGAUCAGACGCCCAGGCCUUCCUACUACAUGGUCGUCAGCUCGCUCUUCGUCGAGCCCAAGCUGUUCGGCGUCGCCAACGUCCUCUACGCGGGCUCCGGCGGCCCGCAGCCGCCCGGCGCCGCGCCUCUGGAGGACCUGUCGUCGCACAACGGCUACAACCGGUCCAUGGAGCAGGCGCGCACCGUGAGGAUGAACCUGACCUGCGGCGCGGCGCGGCCCAACCAGCAGGGCUCGUUCCGCUAUGGGCUCAUCACCGUGUCCCGCACGCUCCUGCUCCGGAACGGCGAGGCCGAGAUCGGCGGCCGGCGGAGGUGCACGGUGAACAGCGUCUCCUUUGCCGGCGCGGCCACGCCGCUGAAGCUCGCCGACCACUUCGACGUGGCCGGCGUCUUCACGGUCGUCCCCGGCAGGCCCGAGAAGAGGCGGCCCUCGCUCGGCACGGCCGUCAUCGACGCUCGGUACAGGGACUUCGUGCAGAUCGUGUUCGAGAACAGGUUGCCGUCGCUGCAGACGUGGCACCUCGACGGCUACAGCUUCUUCGUCGCCGGGAUGGGUUGGGGCAAGUGGAGCCCGGACGCAAGAUCAACGUACAAUCUGGUCGAUGCCAUUUACCGUUCUACUGUCCAGGUGUACCCGUCAGCAUGGACGGCCGUGUUGGUGUCUCUGGACAACGAGGGGAUGUGGAACCUGAGGUCGCAGAGCCUGGACAGGAGGUACUUGGGCCAGGAGAUUUACAUGAGAGUGAGCCAGGGCAGCUCAGAAGUCCCUGACCCUAGGGAUGAACUGCCAAUGCCUCCAAAUGCUCUCUUAUGUGGAAAAGCAAAGUCUUGGAAGAUACGGCGAGCAUGAGAGGCUGGGACCUGCCUACCAAGCCAACAUGCGGCUUUUUUAGAAUUUGGGCACAAAUGAUGUCCUAUUUGUAUGUAAUAAGUAAUAGAGAAAUAUUUGGCAGGCUACUUCAAAAUUUCAC